CUUUGGGAAAAAGUUAGCACUGGGCUCCGUUUCUGCAUUGCUGUCUUCCACUGCAAGAUGAACACCAUUUUGCCUUGCCAAGACCAGUAUUUUUCAGGAGGCCAAAACUAUAAUUGUCCGUAUCCCACUGCAACGUCAAAAUCUAGUGUUGACGUUUCCACGGAGACUUGGGUCUCUUUCUGGACUGCUGGUCUCCUGGACAACAGUGAGCCCCAACAAGCACCACAGGCACGGGAAUCGGCCCGUGACCUGAGUUUCCCGGCUCUGGAUUCCUGCUCAUGGGAAGAAACGCAACUUUCCUCGCAGCUGUACCGCAACAAGCAGCUCCAAGAUACUCUGAUACAGAAGGAAGAAGAACUCGCUAGGCUACACGAAGAGAAUAAUCACCUCAGACAAUAUCUGAAUUCUACUUUGGUUAAAUGUCUUGAAGAAAAGGCCAAGAAACUGCUUUCCUCCGAAGAGUUCUCCAAAGUAUGUGGAAAAUUCAGAAAGGGGAAGAGGAAACCUAAAGAGCAAAGAUAUUCUCCUGCUGAGACUCCCCAUCCCAAAAAUGCCAAGAGGAACCUCUCUAGCGAGUUUGCCAACUGUACAGAGCAACCUGGGCCUCCUGUGGAUGCCUGGGUCCUCCAGACACUUGGGUUGAAAGACUUUAACACCAUUGAUGAUGCCAGAUCAGCUAACUGCAGUGCCCUCUCCACUCAUCCUCAAGGAGCCACCAGUACAUAUUCCCACUUUCUGGGUGAAGCAGUUGAUUAUGAAAAUGUCCCCAGAGACAAUCUGCCCAAUGACUAUGAAGGUGCAAGAACAGCCCUGCUGCAUAGCACUGCCAGCCAAGGGGAAGAUCUUCACUACUUUUCUCAACUUUCACAUGCCCCAGGGAGGGUCCAAAUGCUUCCUUAUCACAAUGUGGAUGUGGCACCCAACAAGACAGAGAUGGCCUUUUCCACAUCCCUGAGCCCUCACUGCAAUGUGAAAACUCAUUCCUUUCACCAGGGACAAGCGUUUGUGCGCAGAGAUGAAGAGGGAGGCUGGAAGUUUACCUGGGUCCCUAAGCAAUCUUAGUGACCCCAGCUGGUCACAGAGCACUGCCACAAACUCGGUUUACAAAGACCUCUCUUGCACUUGAAUCUGUCUGUGUGGAACACUGAAGAGAUCAUCCAGAUUCUCUCCUGCCAUUUGGAAACUUACUCACAGUUAUCUACUUAAAUAUGCCAGGAAUGGCUUUCAAGAAUUUAUAAGGAGAGGUAUCUGCUCUUCUUUCACCUAAAUUUGAUUUGUUUACACACCAAUAACUACAGUGGACUUCUUCUCUUGGCCUUAUACUUGAAACAAUAGUUUCCAAUCAUUGGUAGAUUUCAAAUUUUAGUUUUACUUUUCCAGUUACAACCAGCUUAACAGCUUUUCUUCAUUCAUCAAGCAAUUUAAUAUUCAUAGUCCUUUUAUUUUCCUUCCUUUUCUGUUCCUCUAUCUUGCUGAAUAUUGCCUGGUUUGGUUCAAGUUCUUGCUACUGAGUGCUCAAAUAGCUGGGGUAGGGUAGACGUAAGUGUCUGCUCAUCAACACUACAGAAGACGUAAUGUGGACAUGAAUGCCCCUAUGUCCAGGGCAGUUCACACAGGUGAAUGUCCCAUGACGGCAUGGGCAAAAUAUCUCUUAAAACAACCGUAACUUCACUAAAGAGAAAUGUCAUUGAUAAAUUACGAAAGUUACUUUAGAAAUGCCCCAUUGUAUAUCAGCUUCUACUGGCAUCUGACAUUUUUUUUAUUUAAUCAAAAUGGCUCAAAUAGGAACAUUUUUGAGAAACAGUCACCAUCUUAAUCUACAUAGAUACUGUCUGACAAACUGUUAUUCCUGGAAGCAUAGUCUAGUGUAGCUCUGCAUUAUCUUAUUCAUUUGAUCAUCUAUGCCUCCAUUCAUCAUCUUUCCGGACAUAUCUAUAGAACACCUCAUAUUUAUACUCUGUGCCAGGUACUGUGAUAUGGGAAGGGGAUAACCUAUGAGCGAUUUAGACUCUGCCCACACUCAUGAAAUUUGAGCUGUUUCUGUGCUCUUCACCUUAAGAAAGCUACUUCCCUUGUGUGAAAGUUCAGUUUUCCUAGAUGAAUGCGGCAUGCGGAUGAGAUGAUUGGUUGGUCACAUUCUAUGACUGUAGACUGGAUCGUAUCAGCUUCACUCCAGUGUAGGAACUCUAGGCUGCUCUCCCCCUUUGUUUUGCUAAGAGCUACAGCUACUAUGUAGGGUGAACUUUACAUACAAUAUUUUAAAAAUGAGCCAUUUGUAGUUAACAUUAGAAAUCAUCUCUUACUACGGCAUUCUUUUUGCUACUAGGAGCCCAUUUUCUAGGUGAGUUCAGUCUGAGAGUAACUUGCAUCUGAAAUAGAUAUAUAUUAAUUUUCAAGUGAGUAUGCAUAGAUUGAAAGCAACUAUUGCUAUCAAAGGCUCUUCCUUUUCCAAAUUUAACAAAAGUGUAUUCUUAAUGUUCUUGCUAGUCUUUCUUUCCCCUCCCUCAAGCUCCCUACGGUUCCCAACAGAAAUUACACAUCAAAGGUGUGCUCCUAUGUUUCUCAGACCAACUUCAGUUAAGGAUGAAGCCAAGCAUGCUGAACUCCACUCCCAUGUUUAUCUUUCCCAUUUCCUCUCACCGCACCUCACACGGUUGAUAUUUCAUAUGUGUGUUGCUUGGAAUUCUAAGAAAGACAUUCCUUUUUGUUGUUGUUGUUUUUGCUGUUGGUAGUUUCUUUACUUGGUCAUGCAAACAAAGCAUGUAUUUAAAAAGAUUGUUUUACUAGUCAGUUCUCUUUAUAAUUCGUGAAGGAAAAUUAAAAAUAGUAGUUAAUAUUAUUCUCUGGAGUAUUUUCAUGGCUUGGGAACAGUUAAAACCACAUUCUAUUUUCUCAACAAAAAUCAAAAGAGUGCCUUUUACAGUCUAGUAUCUGUGGCCCUGGUAGGUGAAACUUUUCUCUUUUUAGAAAAGCAAAUUGAAGAAUUAGAAUUAGUUGUAGUGUACUACACUAGGAAUUGAGUAAACAACAUAACAAUUUUGAAAGGAUAAAAAUGAAGCUGUAAAACAAAAUCGAUUAACAUGUUUAUUUUGCAUUUUUAUAUGCCACAUUAUGUGUUAAGCAUCAUGAGGAUGUAUCCAGGUUUAGCUCAGUGCAUUUAGUACAUGAAACAAAGCCACAUAAAAUAUCACAGCUUUUGAGAGCUUUUAUUUUUUAUUUUUUAUUUUUUUUGGUACUGGGGAUCGAACUCGGGUCCUUAGCUUGCGAGGCAGGCGGUAGAACCACUGAGCUAAAUCCCCGGCCCUGAGAGCUUUUAAAUAAAACUUGGUCUCAGACUGCUUUAAAGAAAUAGAACAUUCAUGAAGCAAUUGUGACAAUUUGUUCUGGCUUGUGUCAUAAAGCACAGCAUGGAAUAAAAUUAGUACACAUUCUUGCAAUCAUAUCUACAAACAUUUAGUAUUUGUUUGAAUCAUGUAUAGAAUAUUAUUUUGUUGCUAUUCCAGAAAUUAGAACUUUCUUCCAUCUGAGUAUACCUUCUACCAUUUAUGAUUUUUUUCAUUCUUCUCCAGUAAUAUUUUAUUACACUAAAGUGGGAAAUAAAAACUAAAUGCUUUUUUGACUAUGAUAAAUAUUUUUAUAUUGUGCAUAACAUUUUCUAAUAAUACAUUUUCUCCUCUCUGGCAUAACCAUAAUCUUAUUUAUUUGUACUUUCUGUAUGUUAUAUAUGGAGGCAAUAAUAACAUCUUCAGCAUUGAAGGCUUAAAGCUUCUUUCCCUUUCUGAGACACAUUAAUGAGUCUUUCAGACUUUACAUUGCCUUAAGGGUCAGGUGCCUUAAGAGUAAACCAUUCUCUUUGCCAACCUCAUUUAAAGAUUAGAAGACAGUAUCAAGUUUUGAAAUUUCAUUUCCCAUGUGCUCUAACCACUUGAAAACAAAUUACUCUUGUACCUCACCAAUAUCUCAAAAACAGGGACAAUUGGAAAGCCUCAGCUAUCCACAUGCCACUGAGUGAGUGGGAUUAUUUAAUACUGCAGGAUACUAAACUAGGAUUUUGAAACAUUUGAAAAAAAAAGAAACUACAUAUAUCAAAAGAAAGGAUUGCUAAACUUAAUCCAAUUCAAGAAAAUAGAAAAAUAUUUCAGGCUUGACAAAUUGAUUCAACAACAUUUAUCUAUAUAUCACAGGCACAUCAGAAAGCAUAGAGUUAGUAAACCCAGUGAGAAAUUUUUAUAUAUGUUACUUCCUGCCUGUGAAGUUAGACUAUACAAAUAUGUAUUUGUUUCAGCUUACCAAAAGAUUAAAUAGUCAAUUCCUUUUUCUUAUUUGCUUUUGUAAAUUAAACCAAAUAGAUUUGGCCUGCAAGCUAUAAAUGUAUGAUAUAAUUAUAUUCCUUAAUGCAGUUUUCAUAUUUUAUCUGCAUUUUGUUACAUGAAC
Heterocephalus glaber (naked mole-rat) is the source of this 4434-nucleotide messenger RNA. It is a transcript of the gene Gmnc, whose product is annotated as geminin coiled-coil domain containing. Gene Ontology annotation, biological process: negative regulation of DNA replication; negative regulation of cell cycle. Gene Ontology annotation, cellular component: nucleus. NCBI's taxonomy places the organism in Eukaryota, Metazoa, Chordata, Mammalia, Rodentia, Bathyergidae. The record is from RefSeq and is a predicted model, not a curated record.